AUGCCGUACCCCAUGCGCGACCCAUCUUGUAGCAGUGUUGGCAUGCACGUCUUUUCACAUUUUUGGCUUUUAGCUUCUAUCCGGUCAUGUCUGGCCCCUGCAAUUCGCAUUCGCCCAAGGGCGAUCUCCAAGAGAGGUAACAGCUCAUUCCUCACUCAGAUUGGUCGGGACCAACUUGUACGGCUGUCGACGUUGGAAUCGAACGAUGACAUCUGGAACGUGCUGAAGAACGUAUCUGAUACCGGUAUCACGGCCGUCAGGAUUUGGGCAUUUAACGGUUCGUUACGGUUCGUUCAUCGUCUGUCUACCGAGGACGUGGAAAUCAUUCCCGAGAGCGGAACGUGGUUUCAGUUUGUACAGAACGGCACUACUACCAUCAACGAUGGAACAAAUGGACUGCAGAAACUUGAUACACAGUGGUUCAAAUGGCAGAACAACAAGGGCUAUAUGUUAUCAUUACCUAACACAACAUCUUCCGGCACUGCAUCACCUGACGUGCUUGCGUCUGUCGCUAUUCCGCGUAACACUCUUUCAAACGACUAUGGCAGUAUGGAUCUAUAUGUCCGCCAGUUCGGACUUCAGAACCACGACGAUUUCUACACGAGCGAUGAUACCUUGGCUGCCUUCCAGAAUUACACUAAGCAGAUCGUAUUACGCUAUUUCGACAGCCCUGCUGUGUUCGGCUGGGAGCUUGCGAAUGAUGCUAG
Messenger RNA from Suillus subalutaceus, 707 nucleotides. RefSeq lists its product as uncharacterized. Lineage: Eukaryota; Fungi; Basidiomycota; Agaricomycetes; Boletales; Suillaceae. The transcript is spliced from 5 exons. The record is from RefSeq and is a predicted model, not a curated record. The annotation marks the transcript as partial.